UCUUUUCUUUCCUUUGAACUCUUAGACAGAUACUGUGUUGUUGGUGUCUUCUAUUCCCUCUUUCAAAGACCUCCAGCGCAGAGCGUGAACUUUUUUUUUUUUUCGCUCUCUCUUCAUUCCCCUGUUCCCGACCCACUACCCCGGACGGACUAUCGGCCGAGAUGAGCGCCCCGGGCGAUUAUGACGCUGUGCGCAAAGACAUCGUCGCACAACUGAAGAAACCCGAUUAUGAUGAUGGAAGUGCAGGACCUGUGUUUGUUCGUUUGGCAUGGCACUCCGCAGGUACCUACGACGCAGAAUCGGACACGGGCGGCAGCAACGGCGCCGGGAUGCGAUAUGAAGCCGAGGGCGGCGAUCCGUCGAACGCAGGACUUCAGUACGGACGAGCAUUCCUCGAACCGGUGAAGGAGAAGCACCCCUGGAUCACAUACUCGGAUCUGUGGACGUUAGCCGGCGCGGUGGCGAUCACGGAGAUGGGAGGCCCCGAAAUCGAGUGGAAGCCCGGUCGGACGGACCUGGUCGACGACUCCAAGGUGCCGCCGCGCGGCCGUCUCCCUGAUGGGGCACAAGGCGCAGACCACCUGCGCUUUAUCUUCAACCGGAUGGGCUUCAACGACCAGGAGAUCGUGGCGUUGGCAGGCGGACACAAUCUAGGUCGGUGCCAUACCGAUCGCAGUGGGUUCGAGGGACCGUGGGUGAACAACCCGAUACGGUUCUCCAAUCAGUUUUUCAAGUUGCUGUUGAAGUUGGAGUGGACGCCGCGCAAGCUGGCGAACGGGAUGAGCCAGUUUGUGUAUCGGGAUCCGGACGCGGAGGAGGGAGACGAGCUAUUGAUGAUGCUGCCGACUGACAUUGCGCUCAAGACGGACCCGUCGUUCCGGAAAUGGGUGGAGAAGUACGCGGAGGACAAGGACCUGUUCUUCGAUCACUUUGCGAAGGUGUUUGCGAAGCUGGUCGAGCUGGGUAUUCGGCGGGAUGAGAGGGACGUCAUCCUCAACACAGACAACGUGAAGGGGGGUUACAUCUCUGCUCCGAAGAAGAGUGGUACCCCGACAGGACCCCCGAGGAAGUCGAAUGCCGUGCGGGCCAGGCUGUAGACUUCUGUCUGUUUGUGUGUUUUAUUUGGGAGGAUCAUGAUGCGAUACACGAUGGAAGAUUCCACGAUAGAGGGUUCCUAGAUUAGAUCAUGGCCCCAGCGUAUAUACUGGGUUAAUAGAAGCAAGUCUUGUUCCGAUCAAC
Messenger RNA from Aspergillus heteromorphus CBS 117.55, 1239 nucleotides. Its product is annotated as peroxidase. The coding region runs from base 162 to 1097 and encodes 311 amino acids. NCBI's taxonomy places the organism in Eukaryota, Fungi, Ascomycota, Eurotiomycetes, Eurotiales, Aspergillaceae. The transcript has 2 exons. Gene Ontology annotation, molecular function: peroxidase activity; heme binding. The record is from RefSeq and is a predicted model, not a curated record. Gene Ontology annotation, biological process: hydrogen peroxide catabolic process; cellular response to oxidative stress; response to reactive oxygen species.